Messenger RNA from Cyprinodon tularosa, 1954 nucleotides. RefSeq names its product serine/threonine-protein phosphatase 2B catalytic subunit alpha isoform. The transcript is spliced from 15 exons. The record is from RefSeq and is a predicted model, not a curated record. Lineage: Eukaryota; Metazoa; Chordata; Actinopteri; Cyprinodontiformes; Cyprinodontidae. Gene Ontology annotation, molecular function: calmodulin-dependent protein phosphatase activity; calmodulin binding. Gene Ontology annotation, biological process: calcineurin-NFAT signaling cascade. Bases 255 to 1859 code for a protein of 534 amino acids. Gene Ontology annotation, cellular component: cytosol; calcineurin complex; cytoplasm.
GCCAGCCAGCUUGCUUCAGAGUAACAGUAAAUCAGACAGAGCAGCUCCUAACAGCUCCUCCAGCUCCUGCAGUGAAACCGUAACCCCUGUUGCAAGUAUUUUUGGCCGCUCAGAAGAACCCGGGUGAGCUCACUGUGGUCUCUUUUCCUCGGACACACUCGAAGAGUUUGUUCGGCAAGAGCAACGCAGGGACCCGUUUUCAGCCUCCUUUCAUAUACAUUUUACACCUCUUCAAUUUCAUUAUCACACUGGAAAUGUCCGAAAACAAGCCGAAUGAUGAGCCCAAGUUAUCUACGACGGACAGGGUGGUGAAAUCUGUCCCCUUCCCCCCCAGUCACCGGCUGACAGCUAAAGAGGUGUUUGACAGCGACGGGAAGCCCAAAGUGGACGUGCUGAAAGCCCACCUAACCAAAGAGGGCCGUGUUGAGGAGUCGGUGGCCCUCAGGCUCAUAGGAGAGGGUGCUGCCAUCCUGCGCUCCGAGAAGAAUUUGCUGGACAUCGAGGCCCCUGUGACAGUUUGCGGUGACAUCCAUGGCCAGUUCUUUGACCUUAUGAAGCUAUUUGAAGUUGGAGGAUCACCAGCAUCCACACGCUAUCUUUUCCUCGGAGACUACGUAGACAGAGGGUAUUUCAGUAUUGAAUGUGUGCUCUACUUAUGGGCUUUAAAGAUCCUAUACCCCAAAACACUGUUUUUGCUUCGUGGGAACCAUGAAUGUCGGCAUUUAACAGAGUAUUUCACAUUUAAGCAGGAAUGUAAAAUUAAGUAUUCAGAGAGGGUUUACGAUGCAUGUAUGGACGCCUUUGACUGCCUUCCCCUGGCUGCACUAAUGAACCAGCAGUUCCUGUGUGUACAUGGAGGACUGUCUCCAGAAAUCACAAAUCUUGACGACAUCAGGAAACUAGACAGAUUCAAAGAGCCCCCGGCAUACGGACCGAUGUGCGAUCUGCUGUGGUCCGACCCUUUGGAGGACUUUGGCAACGAGAAGAGCCAGGAGCACUUCACACACAACACAGUGAGAGGCUGCUCCUAUUUCUACAGCUACCCUGCUGUCUGUGACUUUCUACAACACAAUAACUUAUUAUCCAUCAUCCGGGCCCAUGAAGCACAGGACGCUGGAUAUCGCAUGUACAGAAAGAGUCAGACCACUGGCUUCCCUUCCCUCAUCACCAUCUUCUCAGCUCCAAACUAUCUAGAUGUCUAUAACAACAAAGCGGCUGUGCUGAAAUACGAGAACAAUGUGAUGAACAUCCGACAGUUCAACUGCUCACCUCAUCCUUACUGGCUGCCCAACUUCAUGGACGUUUUCACCUGGUCUUUGCCAUUUGUCGGGGAGAAAGUGACUGAGAUGCUUGUGAACGUUUUGAGCAUCUGCUCCAAUGACGAGCUGACGACUGAUGAAGAGCUAGACGGACAGCUAAUAUAUCCCCCCAAAAAAGGUGCCACUGCUUCUGCCCGGAAGGAAGUCAUCCGCAACAAGAUCCGAGCCAUCGGGAAGAUGGCCAGGGUAUUCUCUGUGCUCAGAGAGGAGAGUGAGAGCGUGCUGACGCUGAAGGGACUGACCCCGACAGGCAUGCUGCCGAGCGGAGUGCUGUCCGGUGGCAAAGAGAAGCUGCAGAAUGCUACUGUUGAAGCUAUUGAGGCUGAUGAAGCCAUCAAAGGCUUCUCCCCUCAGCAUAAGAUCACCAGCUUCGAGGAGGCCAAGGGUCUGGACCGCAUCAACGAAAGGAUGCCACCGCGGCGGGAUGCCCUGCCUUUGGACGCAAGCCUCAAUUCGCUCAACAGGGCCCUGUCUUCGGAGACAAACGGCACGGAUGCUAAAGGGAGCACCAGUGGCGGCAGUGGAGGCAACAUCCAGUGAAGGCCAGCAGCAGCAAGCGCCGCCUCGGCCCGCGGGGCUGCCUGGCCCCCAGCCUCAUCAUGGCUCGCCACUGCAGAGAAGACGCAAAGGUUGAA